Messenger RNA from Purpureocillium lilacinum, 1065 nucleotides. RefSeq lists its product as uncharacterized. NCBI's taxonomy places the organism in Eukaryota, Fungi, Ascomycota, Sordariomycetes, Hypocreales, Ophiocordycipitaceae. The record is from RefSeq and is a predicted model, not a curated record.
AUGGGCUCGACAAAGCUUCUCAUCACUGGCGCGACCGGGUACAUCGGCGGGUCGGUGCUCUCAACGCUGCUCGCGUCGUCUAACCCGCAAAUCAAGGACCUGAGCAUCUCAGCCCUAGUCCGCAAGCCGGAGCACGCCGAACUGCUCAAGAAAAAGGGCGUCAAUGGAAUCGUCUUCCCUGGACUUGACGAUUUCGAGGCCGUGAGGAAGGCGGCCAGCCAGCAUGACAUUGUCCUUAACUCGGCGCUCGCCUUCCACCCCAAGGCGGCCGAGGCUAUCAUCGAGGGACUGGCGGAGCGGCAGAAGGAGACGGGGAAACCGGCGUACCUCAUUCACACCUCAGGAACGUCGAGCCUGGGAGACCGGCCCAUCACGGGCACAUACACAGAGACACACGUCUUCUCCGACGAGGCCGACGACAUAUAUGCCUACGAGCGGCGGCGCGAGGACCUCGAAAAGUACCCGCAGCGCACGACGGACCUGGUCGUCCUCGAAAAGGGCGAGGCGGCAGGCGUCAAGACCUACAUCCUCAUGUCGCCGACCAUCUACGGCAUCGGUAGCGGACUCUUCAACCGCACGUCGAUCCAGAUCGACGCCAUUAUGCGAGCGGCCAAGCGACAAGGCUUCACGUCGGUCAUGGGCCCCGGCAAGGCUCAGUGGGACCAUGUGCACAUCGAGGACCUGACGCAGCUGUACGAGCUGGUGUUGGCCAAGCUGCUGCGCGGCGGCGACGAAGCGGCGGCGCUGCCGUCCAACAAGAAGGGUGUCUACUUCAACGAGACGGGCCAUCAUACGUGGCGCGAUGUGUCGGAGCGCGUCGCUCGCUCGGGCCGCGAGGCGGGCUUCCUGCCGACCGACGAGGUGAGAGAGCAGUCGCUGGCCGUCGCGGCCGAGGCGUUUGGCGGCAAGACGCUGCCGGCCGAGUUUGCGGAGCUGGGGUUCGCGUCGCAUUCGCGGACGAGGGCGGACCUGGCGCGCAAGAUUGGCUGGGCGCCAACCAAGACACGCAGGGACUUUGAGGAGAGCUUUGCCGAGGAGUGGAAGGUCAUUGGCAACGAGCUGUAA